UCCAGCUUACCAGGGCACCUUUUUUCUUUGUACGUGAGAGGACUGUCAGCGACAUUUUCGACAAAAGCUAAAUCACCUUUGCUUUUACAUUACGGAUUUCACACCUUACCGGCAGAGCACGUUUUCUAGCCCUCUUCUUAGCAGCCUUCAUUUGCGUAGCAUGCAAAUAUACUGCAACACAUGAUACCAAGGAGAUUCAGAAAUGGGUCUUCCAUAGCACUGUUGGCUUUGCGAUGCCCUAAUAAUAAGCCCUUGUACCAUCCACAUGCACCUAAAUGGCUGCUUCACCCAGCUGAUUGGCCACGCCGCACACUUCCAUUACACCGGAGUAUAACCAAUAUUGCUACUGUUGAUCGAGAUUCUACUUCAACAUCAUCAGUCAAACUGAAUGAAAAGUCGUCAGCGAAUGCUCGAACAUCCAUUCAGCAAGAAUCUUCUGCUACCACCGAUUUAAACACUCUUUUUCAAGACCAAUUACUAUUGGACCGAAAGUCAGUCAAUAAUUUACACACUACCGAAAACAAUGCUGUAGCUUCGAAUAGCCAACAAGACCAAGUUUUACUCGGCCAACAUUUGCGACAGCUCAUUGACCAGGGUCACUAUCAAGAGGCUAUCCAAGCACUGCUGGACAAUGCUGCCAAGCACAUUACAGCACCGUUCAAAAUAUCCAAAACCAUCUAUGACCAUGCCUCCAAACUUCCUGUCACCGAUAUAAUAUCUGUUUUACAAUCUGUUCAUCCUGAUAGCAUCCAUGGUAAACGAUCACCCAUUUGGAAAGCUACGCAGCAUUAUAUCAACAAGCUGGACUUUCAGACGGCAAGGGAUGUGUUUUUGUCUAGCAAGUAUACCCACGUUGAACUGGAAGAAAUGGUUCAAUCGCACCUGGUCCGUCGUUUAGUAUGGCAAGAUGGAUUCGACCUCAAUCAAAUGGUUCAGGAUAUUCACGAUACUGUCCAUGUAUUGAAGCAACGGCAACGUUUGUGUAAUGUUGUUCUGUCUCAAUACUUAAAAACAGUCAACGCGAAUGGAGCUCGAGCGGUUUUAGAUAGCAUGCAGCAACACAAUAUCUCCCCUACCAACGUCACCUACAAUAUUUUGAUUCAACAUGAACUUUUCGUUCAGGACGACCCUACCACUGCCAAUGCAUUGUACCAACAGUUGAAUCGAGACGCUACAUCAACUACUCCCGCUCUUUGCAACAGCUUUUUAAAAUAUCAUCUAUCAAAGCAAAACUGGGUCGAGGCAGAGCGCUGGUUGGAUAUUGCGUUGGAAAACUCGACGCCGAAGGCCAUCAACCGGUUUACGUCUGGUAUUCUUGCCUACGCGUUGGCAAGCAAUCCUGAUAGUACGUCUAUUGCAUCGAUUGCCGAGCGUAUGGUGACACACCCAGCAUUUAAAGACAACAUCGACGACGACGCGGUUUACAACAGCUAUCUUACGUUUCUACUUCGACAUAAUCGCAUUGGCAUCGCCACGCAGUUGAUUCAACAAUAUUCCCACCAGCUUCCUCGACCAUUGUCCAUAUGCACUUGCAACUUACACCUUCAUGCAAUCACCAUGUCAGGCGAUAUUAAGGAAGCUCGCAACAUGUUGGAUAAGAUGAUUCAUGGCCAAGACAGCUACCCCCAACCGGACGUCAUAUCAUUUGCCACCGUGAUCAACGGCUAUGUUUUGCGCAAUCCUGACGGCGUUCCUGAUAUCAACACGGCAAACUCCAUGGUCAAAGACAUGGUUCACCUUGGCAUCCAACCGAAUACGGUGGUCCAUAGUAUCCUUCUUCAAGGGCUUCUUACAACCGACUUUUCAGACAUCUCACAAGCUCGAUCUCUAUUUAAUACCAUUGUCGAACACCAAUCUUCCGAUACAAGCCAAAAGCAGACUGUGUCUAUGACUAUUUUGUACAAUACUAUGAUGAAUGGCUAUUUCAUUCAUUAUCGGAUGAAGAACCAUAAUACGAUUCCUCGAGAAGUCUACACACUUUUGCGACAAGGAAGGCGACAAAAAGUCCCAUUCACAACAUCGACUUUGAACAUUUGGGUCAGAGGCCUCGCCAAGAUGUACGGAGACAUUAGAUCUGCGGAAUCCAUGUUCAAAGUAUUUGAAGAUAUGGGAGUCCGAGCCGACCAACGCACAAUGUGGUAUCUCAUUGAUACGACUGUGAAAAAGCGACGUUGGGACGAUGCUCAUCGUUGGAUCAUGUACGCUCGCGACAAUGACAUUCCGCUUACUGGUCACGGCUUACAACGACAUUUAGAACUUGUUGAAGAUAUGAUGCAGAAGAAAGCAAAGCAAACCUGGCAAUACUCUUUAGAACAAUCCAAUAUAGACUCGGUAGACUAACCCCUCACUCUUUUUCCAACGGAGCAGCCUGUAUUUAAAGGGUCAGUUUUUAGCCCUGAUUUCUUCCCUUCCCUUCCCCUCUACUACCUUACCCUUGUACCAUAUUUGCAUGCUUUGAUCAUUUCAUUCCUGUACAAAUACAAAAAUGCAAAACUUCGUCACGAUAACCG
Umbelopsis ramanniana AG is the source of this 2510-nucleotide messenger RNA. RefSeq lists its product as uncharacterized. The record is from RefSeq and is a predicted model, not a curated record. Gene Ontology annotation, molecular function: protein binding. The transcript has a single exon. The coding region runs from base 181 to 2340 and encodes 719 amino acids. NCBI's taxonomy places the organism in Eukaryota, Fungi, Mucoromycota, Umbelopsidomycetes, Umbelopsidales, Umbelopsidaceae.